Molecule: messenger RNA, 1395 nt
Organism: Penicillium taxi
Lineage: Eukaryota; Fungi; Ascomycota; Eurotiomycetes; Eurotiales; Aspergillaceae
Product: wax synthase family protein
Exons: 1
Coding region: 1-1395 (464 amino acids)
Biological process (GO): lipid metabolic process
Source: RefSeq, a predicted model, not a curated record
AUGCACUUCUCUAGAACACUUGUGCAGAACCAUGAACAGGAGCUCGAUGUCCUCUUGCAAGAUGGAACCUACAAGCCAGUCUUCCUCUACCAUCUCGUUCUAUUCCACUGUUUGCCCCUUGUAGGGUUGAUUAUCCCCUAUCGCCGAGGCACCCGAUUUGUACGGCCAUUCAUCUUCACCCUUUGUGUGGGGAUUGCUGUCGAGGCUAUUAGGAACCACCGCGCUCUCCUAGGUGCAGGUGGAUAUGUGGUUGGCUUAAUGACUGCAUGGUGGCUAGUGUGGUCAGCUACUCUGUUUAUAUUUAGUGACGUCGAGAAUGACUUUUGCCGGAUCGAACGACGAUCUGUAGCUAGUUAUACAUCACAUGAUACCACGGUUUUGAAUGAUAAGUCCACCUCAGUCAUCAUUGAAAAAGGCUUCCAUUGGCAAUCCUACCCUGCUAAAUUAUCACAUCGCGUUGACUGGUGUGCCGGACUUUUGUUCAACCUCCGAGGCCCAGAAUGGAAUUGGCGCGUUACUCGCCUGGGUCCUCUUCCUCGAUCUGUCUAUGCACAGCUACAUUCACGCUUCAUAUCAGGCGAGAUACAUGCGCUGGACGACCACAUUGCUAUUGAUGGGAAAACUCGUUUACGUGAUGCCUUCUAUACUUUUCUCAAGGCAUAUUUGGUGCUGGACAUACUGAAGGCGGUGAUGAUGCGUGACCCGUACUUCCGAGGCGAAGAUACUAUUCAAGCAGCUCUUCCUUUUCCACUUUUCUACUUUGGCUUUUUCCCCUUUGCCGCACGAUUCUACCGCUGCUUUCUGAGCUGCAUGGGCGUUUAUGUCGCCCUCAACUAUGUGACUUCACUCAACCCGCUAUUUUUCCUAGGGUUGUCUCGAUCAUUCCCCAGUUUAUCUCGCAGCCUGACAGCUGCUCCACUCGAUGAGGCCUGGCUAUAUGCUGAAACCUUCGGCCCUUUUGGAUCAUCCGUCCUUGAUCAUGGGCUGGGAGGAGUUUGGGGCAGGUGGUGGCAUCAGCUUUUCCGUUGCGGGUUUACUGCUCCCACUAGGUGGAUUUUCUCAAUUCUUCCAAAGAAGUGGAGUAAUAAUCUCGGAAUGAAGCGUGCAGCUUCUGUAGUGAUUGCAUUCUCAAUAAGUGGCUUCGUACAUGCUUGUGGCAGCUAUACACAAAUUACGCACACCCGUCCUAUCUACGGGCCAUUUUUGUUCUUUUUUAUGCAAGGUAUUGCUGUUGUCGCAGAGAACAUCUUUCAGACUAUCAUUUUCCCCAAUGCUCCUAUCUCGAACACGCCGCGGUGGUUACAGCGAACCACCAACGCUGUGUUUGUGUUCUUUGGCUCCUUUAUUCUGGGCCUUUCAUCGCAGAUGACUUUGCCAGGGGCGGACUAUGGUUAG